AUGGCUUCUAGUGGUAACGAAAUGACGAAUAGAUCGAUGCAGGAUAUGAAAGAAGAUGUUUUGUCUGCUGUUCUUCGUGGUGACUAUGUUAAUGCUGUGCGGAUAUAUACACGAAUGAUUUCAAUGGCUGGAGCUGCAGAAAAUGAUGAAAUGUCUUCAUUAUUCUCGGGUCGGGCAGCAUGUCAUCUUUUGGCAAAACAAUUCGAGCUUGGAUUAGAAGAUUGUGACCAAGCAAUAUCAAAAAAUGAGAGAAAUAUUGAUGGUUAUAUACAAAAAUGGUGA
Messenger RNA from Rotaria sp. Silwood2, 282 nucleotides. The record is from the annotation of a GenBank genome assembly. Lineage: Eukaryota; Metazoa; Rotifera; Eurotatoria; Philodinida; Philodinidae.